Chrysochloris asiatica (Cape golden mole) is the source of this 939-nucleotide messenger RNA. It is a transcript of the gene YIPF2, whose product is annotated as Yip1 domain family, member 2. The coding region runs from base 1 to 939 and encodes 312 amino acids. Gene Ontology annotation, biological process: vesicle-mediated transport. The transcript has 8 exons. Gene Ontology annotation, molecular function: small GTPase binding. NCBI's taxonomy places the organism in Eukaryota, Metazoa, Chordata, Mammalia, Afrosoricida, Chrysochloridae. The record is from RefSeq and is a predicted model, not a curated record. Gene Ontology annotation, cellular component: membrane; Golgi apparatus.
AUGGCAGCGGCAGACGAGCUGACCUUCCACGAGUUCCAGGAAGCCACUGAUCUCCUGGCUGAGACCCCAGAUGCGUCCACCACGAGCAGAAGUGACCAGCUGACCCCCCAGGGACACGUGUCUGUAGACUUGGGUGACAGCUAUGGAGCCGAAGAUGAGGUGGAGGAGGAAAGUGACAAGGCUGCACUCCUGCAGGGGGAGCAGCAGCAGCCCGGAUUCUGGACCUUUGCCUACUAUCAGAGCUUCUUUGACGUGGACACAUCACAGGUCCUGGACCGAAUCAAAGGCUCCCUGCUGCCCUGGCCGGGCCACAACUUUGUUCGGCACCGUCUGCGGAACCGACCAGACCUGUAUGGGCCUUUCUGGAUCUGUGCCACACUGGCCUUUGUCCUGGCCAUCACUGGCAACCUGACACUGGUGCUGGCCCAGAGGAGGGACCCCACCAUCCACUACAGCCCCCAGUUCCACAAGGUGACUGUGGCAAGUGUCACCAUCUACUGUUAUGCGGGGCUGGUGCCACUGGCGCUGUGGGGCUUCCUGCAGUGGCGAAAGGGGAUCCGGGAGCGCAUGGGGCCGUACACCUUCCUGGAGACCGUCUGUGUCUACGGCUACUCCCUCUUUGUCUUCAUCCCCACUGUGAUACUGUGGCUCAUCCCCGUCCCAUGGUUGCAGUGGCUCUUUGGAGUGCUGGCCCUGGCCCUUUCAUCCACUGGCCUGGUAUCUGCCCUGUGGCCUGUUGUCCGUGAGGACACCAGACCAGCCGCGGGGGCGUUGCUGUCCACCGUGGUGCUGCUCCACACCCUUCUGGCCCUGGGCUGCAAGUUGUACUUUUUCCAGCCGCUGCCUGUGGAACAUGUGGUACCUCCACCCCAUGCUAUGGAUCUGCCCCCCACCACAUUGCUGCCGUCCACCUUGUCCCGGUCCCUAGCCACUACCUAG